Messenger RNA from Panthera uncia (snow leopard), 1675 nucleotides. RefSeq names its product plasma membrane ascorbate-dependent reductase CYBRD1-like. NCBI's taxonomy places the organism in Eukaryota, Metazoa, Chordata, Mammalia, Carnivora, Felidae. Gene Ontology annotation, cellular component: lysosomal membrane. Gene Ontology annotation, molecular function: oxidoreductase activity. The transcript is spliced from 4 exons. The record is from RefSeq and is a predicted model, not a curated record. The coding region runs from base 708 to 1319 and encodes 203 amino acids.
GGGAGGGGCAGAGAGAGAGGGAGAGAGAGAGAAUCCCAAACAGGCUCUGAACUGUCAGUGCAGAGCCUGAUGUGGGGCUCGAUCCCAUGAACCAUGAGAUCAUGACCUGAGCGGAAAGCAAGAGUCUGGUGCUUAACCAACGGAGCCACCCAGGUGCCCCAAACAGGCAUCCUUUCCUGCAGUGGUUCCUGUAGCAACCAUAUAUCCCCCCAUAAACUAGCCUCUCUGCAGGUGACAGUUUAUUCACCAGGAGAUGAGAUCUGCAUUGGUGGGAUCAGAGCUUUAGGUCUCCAUGCCCCAAAGCAGCCAGUAUCUCUUGCAAUACUCUAUAGAUCUGGCUUCCAGUGUUCCUGCAGGGGAUAUAUAGUGAGUUGAACAGUGUCCCCCAAAAAGAUAUGUCCAAGUCCUAUUCUUAAGGACCUGUGGAUGUGACCAUAGUGUCUUUACAGAAGUAAAGUUAUGGGUCUCAAGAUGAGAUCAUCCUGAUUUAGAGUGGGCCCUAAAUCCAAUGACUUGUGUCCUCAGGAGGGAGAAGAUUGGAGACACAGACACAGAGAGGGGAAGGCAAUAUGAAGAUGGAGGCAGAGAUUGGAAUGAUGUGUCAACAAGCCAAGCAACACCAUGAGUUGCCAGCAGCCUUCAGAAGCUAGGAGAGAGCCAUCAUCGUAUACAGACUGCCAUGGACCUGGAAAUGCAGCAAGCUCCUGAUGAAAUCCAUCCAUGCAGGUUUACACGCUGUUGCUGCCAUUCUUGCAAUUAUCUCUCUGGUGGCUGUUUUUGAUUUCCACAAUGCCAAGAAUAUCCCCAACAUGUACAGUCUACACAGCUGGGUCGGACUGACGGUCGUCAUACUCUACAUCUUACAGCUUCUCCUAGGUGUUUUCAUCUUUCUGCUUCCUUGGGCUCCACUUUCUCUCCGAGCACUUGUCAUGCCCAUACAUGUUUACUCCGGACUGCUCAUCUUUGGAACAGUGAUCGCAACGGUACUUAUGGGAGUGACUGAGAAAUUGUUCUUUGCCCUGACUAGUUCUGGGUACAGUACAUCUCCACCAGAAGGUGUUUUCACAAAUACCCUGGGCCUUCUGAUUGUGGUAUUUGGGGCCCUCAUUUUUUGGAUAGUCACCAGACCACAAUGGCAGCGUCCUAAGGAACCAAAUUCGAUCUUUCUUCAGCCAAAUGGAGGUGCUCAAGAGGGAGUGGAAGGCUCAGCAAUAAACUUUAGCAACGUGGACAAAUCAGAUUCAGAAUUAAACAAUGAAGUGGCAGCAAGGAAAAGAAACUUCAUCGUUGACGAGGCUGGUCAGAGAUCCACCAUGUAAAGGGUUCUAGAGAUGUGGCCAUAUCACUUCACUUUUACAAACUAGCUCUACAGUUUAUCGCUUCUUCUCUCUAGCCCCAAGGUGAUUGGGCCACAGAGUCAAUAUUUAUUUUAAUCAUAAAGUAGGAUUCCUUGGAAGAGUUUGUAUUGAUUGAGGCCUAUGAACUUAACUGAAUUGGAAAGGAGAUGAUCGUGUAAAUAAUAGCAGAUAUAAAUUGUGGUUAUGUUACCUCUUUCUUGUUGAGGACCAAAACAUUUAGCACAGUGCCUUGCAUAAAACAGUCGAUCAAAAUGGGUCUCUCAAAAACAAACAAACAAACAAAAAAUAAAAAUGUGUCCCUCGGUUGGUAAAUUUCA